Paraglomus brasilianum is the source of this 1101-nucleotide messenger RNA. NCBI's taxonomy places the organism in Eukaryota, Fungi, Glomeromycota, Glomeromycetes, Paraglomerales, Paraglomeraceae. The record is from the annotation of a GenBank genome assembly.
AUGCCACCAUAUACUGAAAUUUCUAAGGACGUGCCUCUGCCCGCGAAGGAGAAGGGAAAUCCAGAUUACCGGCAUCCUCUAUACAUAGGUGAAUGGAAAAAGUCAAUACCAUAUGUUGACGAAGACAUUGCCACCGACGAUCUAGAUGAGCCGCAUCUUAAGCGUAAAGUCUCCAUCCUCAAGAAACAUCCUGAAAUUGAGAAAUUAUACGGAUAUGAUUUGAGGACAACAUUCAUUACUAUCGUAGCUGCAGCUGCCCAAGUGGCGGCAGCGUAUAUGUUUGGACAGGUCUUGACAGACUGGAAUUGGACCAUGCUCAUCUAUUCAUAUGUUGUCGGAGCAUCAUUGACACAACUAUAUGGCGUAAUUAUCCAUGAAGCAACACACUGUCUGGCGGCUCCAACUAGAUUCCAGAAUCGAAUCGUUGGGUUAAUGGCAAAUAUUGGACUUCCAUUCCCAAUUGCAAUGUCAUUCCGUCGAUAUCAUCUAGAACACCAUACGUUUCAGGGCGUAGUUGGAAUGGAUCCUGAUCUUCCGCUUGACUGGGAGCGUAGUCUAAUUCGCGGAAAUGCGUUUCUCAAGUUCUUGUGGUUGAACAUCUAUCCGGCGAUGUAUGUGAUCCGUGGUCUAGUGAUGCAGAAAAAACCCCAGUUUUGGGAAUUGGUUAACUGGGCCUUUACUAUUACCACAGACGCGUUGAUAUGGUAUUUCUGUGGGUUGAGAGGAUUGAUUUAUUUAUUCAUAAGCCUUUGGCUUGGAUAUGGAAUACAUCCUGCUGCUGCUCAUUUCAUACAAGAACAUUAUACUUUUGACGACGGUCAAGAGACAUAUUCGUAUUAUGGAAUAUUAAAUUUUUUCUUCUUGAACGUUGGUUAUCACAACGAACAUCAUGACUUUACAAAGGUUCCAUGGUCAAAACUUCCGGAUGUGCGCAGGAUUGCGCCCGGAUAUUACGAUAAUCUCGCAUAUCACUCUUCAUGGGUAAUGGUACAUUGGAACUUUGUGACAAAGAAACAAUUUGGACCGCAAAGUCGCGUUGGAAGAAGCGUUGAAGAUCAUAAAAAAGGUAGAAAGAUGUUGAGAGAGUUAAGGAAAAGUUAG